AUGGAAGAAAAAAAUUAAACCAAGCCUCCAGUAGCUCCCCCAUUUUUCAAAAAUCGACUGAACACUGCUUAAUCUAAAGAAAAAAAUAAACCUAGUAUUACAACAUCGACCUAAGGCAAUCAAAUCAGCCCACAAUAAUACAGCAAAAUUUUCCCAAAUACUUAGAAAGCAUCGAUUAAAAACCAAAAACAGGAAUAUAGAGUAAUGAGUCCUUAAACUCAAGCAUUUCAUGACUAUGAAACAAAUGUAGGUACUAGUAUUCGGCAUACAACAUCUCAGAUUGAAAACAUCGAGUAUAGCAAACCAAUAAAAAAUCAUCUUCAUUAUCAAAUCACUUAUAAAGAUGCGAGACCUGGAAAGAAUAUUUUGAAAGUAGGAAAUUUGCGAAGUAAAAAAUACCAGGAAAGAGAGGAAUAUUUGCUAUAAAGGACUAUAAAAGCAGUGUAAGAUUUUGACAAUCAUGAUUUGUAUGAGAACAUAGACAUUAAACGCUAUCAUAACAUCAGCCCAAACAAAACUUCCUUGCUUAAUUAAAAUAGCAGUACAGGCAAGAAAAUACAAAACGAUUAUCAAGAUCAAAUAAAUUUUAUGAAUAUGAACUAAGGACAGCAGAACAAUAAAUUAUUUAAUACUUAAACUUCCAAAAAAGGAAUGGCAUCUACUUCUUAAUUGGACUUAAAGUAGAUGUAUCCAUAUAUAUAAACCACUCAAUCACAAAAAGUUGUAAAAUUUUCUAUUGGUCAGCCAGCAGAUGUCAAAUCAUUUGCUAAGACUCUGCUAUUUGAGAACUCACCUUCAAAUGAGAUACCAAAUUAAAGGUUUUAAAAGAAUUUUAUUUCUCAAGAAGCUGAUGAGAGAUAUAUGAAAUAGAGACUACUGACUAAUAAUAAUUACUCAGCGAUGCUUAACACUAUUUAAAAGAAAAAGAAACUAGAUUCUCUUUAAUAGAGAUUCUAGUAAACAAUUAACCUCCUGCCAGACGAGACUAAAAACUAACUGCUCCAUGUUGCUUAGCAAUUUAACAUUUAAGACGAUAAUGUUUAAAGUAUAAUGUUUGGGAAAGAUUAAAUCAACACUUAGUCUGAUUACAGAUACUACAGUAGACCUGAUACUCAGUAGUACUUGGCUUCAUAUUAAGAAGAGAACAUAGAUCUCAUUGACUAUAACUAAUCUAAUAUGGGACAUGUUAGAUCUUUAUCAAAUGGCUAACUUUAAUAAUAGAAUCUUCCUAACCACGAGACAAAAGUCCAAGAUAAAUAAUACAUAUAGAGUAAAAAGGAAUAGGAUCCAAACAGACCUGCCUAGAUUUUUAAUCUUAAUACUGAAGACCCAGCUUAAGUAGCUUAGAAAAUCAAAGUUCUAAUUAAUCAAUCUUAAUAACUGGAGAAAAAAGUAAAUGAAAAUGUUAUCAAUUCUAUAAUGAGAAUUCAUGAGGAUACUGAACAACCAAACUAACAGUAAAGAUAGUUUAGAAUAAUUACAGAGAAGAAAAAAAUCACCAAAUAUUUCUCUUAAGUCAGAGGCGGGUUAGUCGCUAAUCCAGGAGAGGAAAAUCUUAAAACUAAAACGUUUAAUAAGGCAACUUAUUAUUAUGUAGAUGAAGAUAACAUCAAUGGCAUGAAAUAGAGAAAAUUGCAUGAAUAAAAAGUGAUCACUGACUAUAUGUCGGAGAGAGAAUAAUUCAUAUAUAACUAGAAUAGAUUGAAGAGAAUCAUGAAUGUAGAGGGAACUGGUAAUGGUAAUACAGCAACUGGAGAUAAUCAAUAUAAUUAAGCACCAAAGUUUAAAGACAGUGAACUAGGAAAGCAAAAUCUUGAAGACUAUAUGAAAUUCAACAAAAUAAAUCCAAAGGUAUUUACAGCUGAUACAAUUCAAGCUCCUGAGAAAGCAUUAGUAAAAACUAAAUCCAUUAAGCCAAACACCAAUAAGAAGCAUGGGCAUAUAUAAAAAUCUGUGUUACUUCUUUAAACAUAAAAAAUUCCCCAAGCCAAAUUAUUCAUCAAUAAAUCCUUAAGAGAGUUUCCAGGUGAUGUAACACUAUUAUUUAACAAAGGUCUUGCAUGUCUAAUGGGCAAGGAAUACAAGGAAGCAAUGGAAAUCUACGAGAAUCUAUUUGACUUGCUGUCAUAUAAAAAUGCAGUUCUUAUGAAUCUGUUUAUUGCUUACUUGAAUCUUGACAUGUUUGAGAAGGUUCUAGAGUCGUUUGAUCUUAUCUAAAAAUCUGAGAAUUUCCUUGAUUUUGAUGAGAAAAAUCUUAAGAAAUUAUAUCUUUUUGCCAGAGAAAAGCUAAAACAAGUAGAUUAUGAAAGAUAUGAGCAGCAUCAAUAAUUGAUGAAAAUGCGCAGAAGCUAAUUGCACAAAUCUUCAAUAGAAAACCCAUAGUAAUCUACUGGUUAAUAGUAAAAGAUGUAAAUAUAGCAAGAAGAAAAAAUAGACGAUGAGAGCCAAUCGAUUAAGAAUGAAGUCAAUAUGUUUGAGAUGACAAAAAGUUUUGAUGUUACUUAAAACAACCACUUUCCUCACAAAAGAUAAUGGUCAUAGAACAAACUUCCAUCAUACAAAGAAAAUAUAUUAACUCUUACGCCAAAAGGGUAUCUUGAUUAAAAAAAAGAAAUUAAUAAAAUAUAGCUUGGAAGAAGAAAAUCUUCAGCUGAUACUGAAUAUGAUAUUAAGAUAAAGCAAGGCUAAGCAUAGUAUAUUGCAAAUAAAUCUGAGAAUAUUUUGAAAAACAAGGAGUAGUAGUUGAAAUAAAAGUAUUUAGAAAUCCAGGGAAAGUAUUCUGACAAGAAUAGUGGAGGUGGUGCAAAUUCAUCAGUUAGAAGCAAAAAUUAUGAAAACAUCUAUAAAAACGAGGAUAGAAUCAUAGACAGUAUCAAUGAUGAUAAGCUAUAAAGAAAAAUAGAAUCAAAGCAAAGCUACUUCAACGGAUUUUAAGUUUACUCUGACAAAGAUUAAAAAGUGAAGUAAAAAAUAUAGGAAUAGAGAGAUUAAUCAUACAAGGCUUAGCAGGAAACUCCCCAGCCAGCAGAUAGAAGAUUUAGUAAGUAAAAAAGUUUGAAGUUAGCGAAUAACAGCAUCGAGCAGAAAAAGAAAACUAUGAAACAGAGAGAUAGUGAUUUAAGUUUGGAAUUUAAAGAAGCUCUCUCUCGACUUGAAAACGAGAUGACGGAAAGCAAGGAAUAUUUUUUCACUAGGCUUAAGAAGAUCAAUGACAAAGUUGAAGAUUUAGGUCCAUAGUUUGAUCCAGUCCAAAGAGAGUAUGAAGUGCUAAUUUUAGAAAUAUAAAGUUUGAAGAAGGACAUUGGAGGUGAAGACAAUCUCUACGAAUUCAUUUCUAAUCUGAAGCAAUAGAAAAAACUUAAGAGCAGCUCUCCCAGUCUCAAGAAUAGUGCAAGAGAUUCAAGGCCUUGGAAUGAAAGCUCAGCAAAAAAGGAUAAGUUUCAAAUAUAAGUCAUAAAGUACAGAUAAUACUAAAGAGCUAUAAAUGUACUGCUUGACACAAAUAAUAGUUUGUACUUUUACAAAUAAAAGUCAGUUAUGAAAAACUACCAAGAUGCCAAAGUGAGAAACAGUCAAAAAUUAUCAAAGCAAAAUUCUAAAGAGCAUCUAACAUCUUCUGGGAACUAAUCUUUGAGUAGAUUUAGCAAUAAAAGAUAAUCUCAUCCAGUGAGAAAGUAGUCAUUUAGAUCUGAAUUAGAGGAGAGUAUAAAGAACAUUGAAGAUAGGUUGAAGGUUUAUGAGCAAGUUAAGAAAAGCAAUGAGACUGAUGAUCAAAAGCUUAUGAGGAUUCUUUGCAUUACUCCAGCAUAAUUAGAAACACGGAAAAUACUUUAAAAUGGAAUAACAGGUCAUGUUUUAAUGCCUAUGUCUGACAGAGAAUCAAUCAAGCAAAAAAGAGAUGCAGACUUUUAAUAGUUCGAUGCCAAAACUGCAGAAUUCCUAGAUUAUUUAUUUGAAACAUAUGGCUUGUAGUAGGUUAUAGUACCUGAUACUCAAAAGGCUAGUCUUUUUAAGGAAAUUUAAGAUACUCAUGAUCUCAAUCAUUUCAUCAACCAAAUGUCUAUGUUUGUGACUAACAGGAGUAGUGAUUUGUAGCAUUUGCAUAAAUAUGCUUAAAAGCCUCAUAAAAAACAGGACAAGGAUUAGCCGUAACAGCAAAUAAGUGAUAUUGAUGAUAACGAGGAGAUCAAGCAAGAAGGUGAUAAAUUCAUUGAUAUCAGAGAAGAAAAUGAUAUCAAGCACUCAGAGUUUGAAAACUUCUAAAAGCUUCUUGAGUAAAAGAUUCUGCAGAAGAUAAGUGAGAAAGAAAUUGAAGAGAGUGAAUUCUAUGAAGCAAUGCUUUAAAAACUUAACACUAUAGAUAUUCUGCAAACAUACCUUAAGAAAUGUGCAAUAUCUCUCAGAAAGGAUGAGGAACAGAUAGUCAAGAAAGAACUUACAUUUGCUAUGCUUUAAAUAUUCAGAGAGCAGAUUAGUAAAAGAGAGAUCUUGGAGAGGCAAAGAAAGAAUAACAAGCCUGAAUUAGAAUAUGAGGAUGUUGAUUAUGACCUUAUUGAUAAGAUAGUAAAAAGACUCAAAUUCUUUAAGACUUUUGAUGAAAAGGUAAGACAUAAGCUAUAUAGAAUCUGCAGAUAUCAAAUAGUCCCACCUAAUAGAACAAUUGUAAGAAAGGAGGAAAUAGAUUCAAUGAUUAUAGUUAUUAUAAAUGGGACAGCAAGCUUAAUGGUUAAAGACUUAGAGUAGAAUAUUACCUUUUCUCUUUGUACUUUGUUUCCAGGAGAAUCAUUGGGUGAUGUAAAUUUAGCUAGCACAUUGAAGCAUAAAGAAGACUAGUGCUAGACCUUUGUUAAAAGUGACAAAGAAUGUGAUGUGCUAGUAUUUGAUAGAAAGGAGUUUUCAAAUGUACUAUUCUAAGAAAUGAAAGAGUCACUCUAUGAAAAGAUCAUCACACUAAAAAAUUCAGAAUUCUUUGAGAGCAUAUCGCCUUAUGCUCUUGUCAUAUUAUGCAGCAAUAUUGAGAUUAAGGAAUACUCUUAUGGAGAUGUAAUUGUUAGGUAAUAGCAAGAGCCUGAGUUUUGCUAUAUCAUAGUGAGCGGAGAGUGUAAAGUAGCCUAUGAGACUAUUAUUUAUAAGACAAGAGAUGAAAUGAAUGCUUUGGUAUAAGCUGGCAAGCUUAGUAUGCACUUUGGAUUUUAAAACUAUAAUCCAUCUGAUUAAUACUACGGCGGUAAAAAGAACAAACUCGAUAGCCUGCCCAUUGUUAAGAGUGAAGAUGGAUUCUUUAAUCAACAAAAACUUAAUGAAAAGUUUUCCUUUUAAAACGAUAGGCUUGAUCUAAAACCCCUUAAAUAGAGCCAAAAAGAUCUAGAUAUUUUGAGUUAACCUUCUAUUAAAGGAAGUAGUCUGAGUAAAAAUGAGGGAGGAAUACUAGGUGGCUUUACCAAAGCCUCUAUUUAAAAAGAGAUCGAUAGCAAACAGCUUUUCGCUUUCAGACAUCAUAUUCACUAUGAUAAACUAGUCCAAGGCAAAUGCUUCUGUGCGAGAACAUUGCUUGAAAAAGACUAUGUGAGGAAAUUCAUUGAAAGAGAGUAUGAUGAUUUCAAGACUCAGCUAUUUCCUGAUCAAACUUCAGAAGACUUAGCCACAUCCUCAAUAUAAAAAAGUCAUCAAAACAGUAGAUAAGUUAGUAACGCUAAUUUAAACAUUGACAAACGUACAGUUGGUUUAUCAAGUGGUAGUGGCGCUCCAGGAUAUUCAAAUUUUAGGAAUAAAGGAACAAGUUAGCAUCACAACUAGAUGGGUGGAGAACAUGAUUCUUUGAAUUAUAAAAAUAUGAUGGAUGGAAGACAUGAGCUAUCAAAAUAUGAUUAAAACGAAAGUAAUUCUACAAGACUAGAAAUGGAACCAAUGCUCAAAGAUAAUGAACAUAAGCAAGAUUUUCACAGGAAACUUAUGAAUAUGUCUAUCAAGUCUCAAGUAAAGGAGUAAAUGUCAAAAGAAGAGCACAAAAGAAGGAAUAUCAGAAGUUUUAAUGUGAAUGCAAAUAGAUCGACAGAGAGCAUAGAUAAUGACAUGAAUAAUAGAGAUAUAGAUACUUUCCUACUGGGUGGGAAUCCAUAUAAUCAUCUUACGAACUAACAGCAGCAUUUAAAAGAAUAAGAACUUAAAUAAAUGUAUGACCAGCUCAUGAAAUCCUAACUAACAGUGGUAAGUUUAACACUUUAUAUAUAAUAAAUAUCAUAGAUUGCAGACUCAGCCAGUGUCAAAGUGAUUGUGAUAUCAAGGAAGAGUAAAAAGUAUCUUAGUGAGCCGCUUAAGGCUGUGAUUGACAAUAAAAUCUUAAAUCUAAAGUUCAAGGAUUAUGAUAGACCGUUCAAGAAUUCACCUGAUAUUACUAAGUUUCUGGAAAAUCAAAGGAAUUGGGAGAGCUAUAAGAGCAAAGUUAGUAACAAUAAUGCCACUGGCAGCAACAAGCAUCAUAAUUGA
This is a messenger RNA of Stylonychia lemnae, 6486 nucleotides long. NCBI's taxonomy places the organism in Eukaryota, Ciliophora, Spirotrichea, Sporadotrichida, Oxytrichidae. The record is from the annotation of a GenBank genome assembly.